This is a messenger RNA of Polyodon spathula (Mississippi paddlefish), 2475 nucleotides long. Its product is annotated as probable endonuclease 4. NCBI's taxonomy places the organism in Eukaryota, Metazoa, Chordata, Actinopteri, Acipenseriformes, Polyodontidae. Gene Ontology annotation, molecular function: phosphoric diester hydrolase activity; DNA-(apurinic or apyrimidinic site) endonuclease activity; DNA binding. Gene Ontology annotation, cellular component: nucleus; mitochondrion. The transcript is spliced from 10 exons. Bases 191 to 1516 code for a protein of 441 amino acids. Gene Ontology annotation, biological process: base-excision repair. The record is from RefSeq and is a predicted model, not a curated record.
GCACAUUUUGAAUUCAGCAUCACAUCAGCACAGUAAAGCCCGGUUUUUAUUUUCAGCCGCAGAUGGCAGUAUAAACCCAUUGUUUAGGGAAGAACAGCCAUUACAGUACUUGGUAAACGCGGAAACAAACUUGAAAACUCAGUGCGGCGCCGUGCAUUGAUCUGCAAUAAAAGCAAGGCUGUUUUUCGGGAUGUCUGGCAAGGACAGGGUUAAGUCCGAGCGCAGGGGGAGUGGUCCCUUCUCCAGGACCCGCAGUUCACUGCGCAACUCUGAGAGCGCGGAGCGAGGGAAGGGGAGAGAGACGAGGCGGAGGAGUGGAGUUAGGGGCCAGCAGCGCUCUACUGCAGGGGAGCUCGAGGGCUCGGCUCAUUCGGUCAGACCUGUCCUCACUCCCAAACGAAAGAAGGGACAAGUGACUCUGAAGGAGGGAGAGGGGAAUAGAGGGAAGGAGAAAGCAAGCAGACAGAGGAGGAAAUCAGUGAAACGUGGCGUGAAACGGGAGAGCGUGGAUGGGCUGGACAGCGGGACCAGGUCUGUCAUGAAGAGAACAAAAAAACUAAAGAGCGAGGGAAUAAAAAAGGAGGAAGAAGUGCCACUGCCUGUACAGUCCAGCUCAUCAGCUGAGAGAGAGAUGGAGAGAGGGAGUGUGAAAAUGGAGGGAGGAAGAAGGAAGCUCAUAGGAGCCCACAUGUCCAUAGCAGGUGGGCUCUGGAACGCUGUGCGGGACUCCGUUACGAUCGGGGGCUGUGUGUUCGGCAUGUUCCUGGGCUCCCAGCGCUCCUGGAAGAGUCGGCCCCUGGAUGAGAAGGCAGUGGCCCAGUUCCGCCAGGCCUGCUCCCAGCACGGCUUCACCCCAGACCGCAUACUGCCGCAUGGGUCAUAUCUGCUCAACUGUGGGUCUCCUAAACCUGAUGUCUAUGAGAAGAGCAGAGCCAUGCUCAUUGAUGAACUGAAGAGGUGUGAGCAGCUGGGCCUGACCAUGUUCAACUUCCACCCCGGCUCCACCCUCCAUGACAUCACAGUAGAGGAGUGUCUGGAUAGGAUAGCAGAUUCCAUAAACCACGCCCACCAACACACCACUGGAGUCACCACAGUUAUAGAGAAUAUGAGCUGCCAGGGUAACACUGUUGGGGGCAAGUUCUCAGAACUGAGAGGGAUUAUUGAUCGAGUGAAAGAUAAAUCCAGAGUUGGAGUCUGUCUGGAUACCUGCCAUGCCUUCGCAGCCGGUCACGACCUCUCUGCAGUGGGCGGAGUUAAGAAGAUGCUGGAUGAAUUUGAUUGGACGGUUGGACUGCAGUAUCUCAAGGCAGUGCAUCUCAAUGACUCCAAAGGGAAGCUGGGUUGCCAUCUGGAUCGUCAUGAGAACAUUGGUGAGGGGGAGAUCGGAUUGGAGGGAUUUCGACAAAUCAUGAACGAGCCUCGCCUGGACAACAUGCCCAUGAUCCUCGAGACGCCCGUCAGGCCUGACAUGGACGGCUCACAGGAGAUCCAGUUGCUCUACUCUCUGUGCCAGUAGAGGUGACUUUACUUUCCUUCAGCCUCAGCUUCCAUUAUACUGCUGAUCCACCCAAGCUGCUCUGGAGUGAAUAGCAAACUUACACUACAGGGGACUCAAGUCCUCAAUUUGUAAAUCAUUUGGAUAGAUGAGAUUAACGAGAAAGUAGCAGGUAGCGGAAAAUAUAGCGUCCCAUGUCCCGUCCCCGUCCCCUGUGUUGCUAUAACUGUUUAAAUAACAGACCUGGCAUUUUUCAUUUCAUUAACAUCCUGACAACUUUUUACAUAUAACUUUAAAAGCUUUAAAACUUUUAAUGCUCUUUUGAAAAUGUCCGCUGUAGUGCACUGGAAUUUGAGAUCUGUCUUCCAAAUCAGUGCUACUCAACCCCGGUCCUCAGGGACCCCUGUGUCUUCUUCCAACUGAGCUCUCAAUGAUUUAAUUAAACCCUUAAUUAACAAACUAAUAGUUAGCUCAAUUACGUAUUUAAUUGUUUUCAGCUCUUAAGCAGCUGGAGAUUUCAACUAAACUAUAAAAUGUUGUUAUAAGUAGCAUGAAAUCUGCAACUUCUUAGGAGCCGAGAACAAUUAAAAAGGUCUAAUUAAGCACAUGAUGAGUUCAAUGAAGGGUGGAGUUCAGUAAGGGAGAGCUCAGUUGGAAUGAUAGUGAGUAGAUAGCAGGGUCCCUGAGGACCAGGUUUGAGCAGCACUGCUCCAAAUCACUGCAGGAAGAGCCACUUAAACACACACACACACACACACGAGUGCUCUGGCUUGUCUGUCCCGUACCGCAUCAUGGAUCGUUCUCGCUGUGUUACCUGUUUGGCAGUGUGAGCAGUAAUCCUGACACUAUCAGAGCACUAGAGAGGCCAUUUUGAAAAGAGUUUUGAAACAGACUUUAGUUAAAAGUGUACAAAGUUGCAAGGAUGUUAAUGAAAUGCCAGGUCCGUUAUUUAAACAGUUGUAGCAACACUGGGGGGGGGG